UGGGGCACGUGAGAUAAGCGUGAUUUGAACGGAAAAAGAAUUUGAAGGCCGGCCCGUGGCCCAUUGGGGAACAACAAAUUGGGCCUGUUGCAAUUUAGAUUUGGAUCCUGUCACCGAUUCGAUUCAUAAACUGGGGCCAGCUGUUAAAACCCGGCUCUGAGUCUGUUAUAAAAACCCUAACCCUAACUUCGCUUCAGGGGUUUUUCUUUUCAUUUCUAUUCUGUAACAGAGCAGUUCAGAGCUUUGGUUUCUCUCCCAUCAUUUUCCACGAUGGUGAACGUUCCUAAGACAAAGAAGACCUACUGUAAGAAUAAGGAGUGCAAGAAGCACACCUUGCACAAAGUCACCCAAUACAAAAAGGGGAAGGACAGUCUUGCUGCUCAAGGAAAGCGUCGUUAUGAUCGCAAACAAUCAGGUUAUGGUGGACAGACAAAGCCAGUUUUCCACAAGAAGGCAAAGACUACUAAGAAGAUUGUGCUGAGGCUACAGUGCCAGGCUUGCAAGCAUGUGUCACAACACGCCAUCAAGAGAUGCAAGCACUUUGAGAUUGGAGGGGACAAGAAAGGCAAGGGGACAUCCUUAUUCUAAAUGAAUCAUUUUUGUCACUAUCUUAUUGUUUCGCACUUGUUGUAACUGAAGCCAGCAUUGAAUUUUGUUGUUUACAUUGCAUUGUUGCUAAUUUGGUAAUCUCAUUCCUAAUGGUGUUUCCUAAUCAA
Messenger RNA from Theobroma umbraticum, 716 nucleotides. Its product is annotated as large ribosomal subunit protein eL42-like. Gene Ontology annotation, cellular component: ribosome. Gene Ontology annotation, molecular function: structural constituent of ribosome. Gene Ontology annotation, biological process: translation. The record is from RefSeq and is a predicted model, not a curated record. NCBI's taxonomy places the organism in Eukaryota, Viridiplantae, Streptophyta, Magnoliopsida, Malvales, Malvaceae.